AUGGGCUCUCUUAGUCGAGUCGCUGGCCUUACGCGUCUUGACAUGGUCCGGAGUGGUGACAUUCAGAAGAGCCAUGGAAUACAGCGUUUGCUUCUCCAGAUUGAGAAGUCACAGCUGCGAUGGCUUGGCCAUGUGUUGCGAAUGCCUCCCGAAAGGAAGGCUAAGCAACUGUUCCUUGCAAAUCCCACCGGCAUUAAGCCCAGAGUCUUGAAGAACAGAUCUGGACAUCCUCUUACCAAGGAUGAUGACAUUCUUCGGCGAUGGCGGGAGUACUUCGAGGAACACCUUAACCCCGCGCAACAGCAGGAGGACUCGCCUUUAGAGCAGAAGGGUACGGAUAUUACUAUCUCUGUAGACCAAAUUGCGCAGGCUGUGAAAAGCUUGAAAAAUGGAAAAGGUGCCGGAAUUGACGAAAUCCGCCCUGAAAUGCUCAAGGCAUUAGGC
Messenger RNA from Soboliphyme baturini, 444 nucleotides. The record is from the annotation of a GenBank genome assembly. NCBI's taxonomy places the organism in Eukaryota, Metazoa, Nematoda, Enoplea, Dioctophymatida, Soboliphymatidae.